Triticum aestivum (bread wheat) is the source of this 863-nucleotide messenger RNA. RefSeq names its product GDSL esterase/lipase At4g26790. The annotation marks the transcript as partial. The record is from RefSeq and is a predicted model, not a curated record. The transcript has a single exon. Lineage: Eukaryota; Viridiplantae; Streptophyta; Magnoliopsida; Poales; Poaceae. Gene Ontology annotation, molecular function: hydrolase activity, acting on ester bonds.
UUAUUACAGUCAGUGAUAUCAAUAAGUCAGCAGCUGGAAUACUUCAAGGAAUACAAGGAGAGGCUGAAGCAGGCCAAGGGCCAGGCCGUGGCCGACGAGAUCAUCGCCGAGGCGCUGUACAUCUUCAGCAUCGGCACAAACGAUUUCUUCGUGAACUACUACGUCAUUCCUCUCCGGCGCGCCCAGUACACGCCAACGGACUACGCCAGCUACCUGGUAGGCCUCGCCGAAGACGCCGUCCGCCAAGCUUACGAGCUCGGCGCCCGCAAGGUCAUGCUCGGCGGCAUCCCGCCGUUCGGGUGCGUGCCGGCGGCGAGGACGUUGAACCGGGAGGCGCCGGGGGAGUGCAACGAGGAGUACAACCGGGUGGCGCUGAGGUACAACGCCGGGAUCCGGGACGCCGUGGUGAGGCUCGGCGCCGAGCUCGCCGGCGCGCGGGUGGUGUACCUGGACGUGUACGACGUGCCGUCCGCCAUCUUCGCCAGCCCGUCGGAGUACGGCUUUGAGAACGUUGCGCGAGGCUGCUGCGGCACGGGGCUCAUCGAGACGACCGUCCUUUGCGGCAUGGACGAGGCGUUCACGUGUCAGGAUGCUGAUAAGUACGUCUUCUUUGAUUCGGUCCAUCCUUCUCAGAGGACAUACAAGCUUUUAGCGGACGAAAUUAUCAAAACUACGCUGCAAGUAUUCCUAGCAUGAUAUUUUGUACACCUACGGUAUAUAAAAAUUAAGGAAAUCAGAUACUAGUGGUAGGAAAGAGUAGAUUUUGUGCAGAUCCACCGUUGGUUUCCUGGGUAACAGGGACAUCUUAUAUGCGAAUUUUCUUUUACUUCAAGGGCAGUUUAAUCCAAUAUAAGACCAUCUCU